AUGAAAAUUAAUCAACAGAGUUUGUUGUACACAAUGUAUUUCACUUUUUACAUCUUUUAUAAUAUCUUCAAUAGAAUUAAAUAACAUUAAAUAAAUUUAUUCCAAUGAAUUUAACAUCAGGAGCUGUUUCAGUACUUUUGUUUGACUAGUUUCCCUUAUUUCACCUGCUAGAAACAUUUCAUCUACAACUGUAUACACCUGUAAUAAGAUUUCCAUCAGAGAAAUAAAAUUAUAUUCAAAUGUAUGCACAUAUAAAUUGUUUAUACUAAAUGCAGCCUAAGUCACAAAAAUGACAAUUCGUUGACACUAUGUAAAAUUAUUUAUUUUAAGAAAAAGUAUAAAUAUCUAAGAUAACAAAUAUAAGCAGAUUUUCUUAAAAGUUAAUAUUAAUUUUUUUAAGCACAUUGAAAUGUAAAAACAGAGUGAUUUAAGCCACUUUCAAAAUGAACGACUCAUAUGUAUUUAGACAUAUUAAAAAUUACCUUAUAAAAAUUAAAUACAAGGUCCAACUCACACACAUUGUGGAAAUAUUCGUUUAGUACUUCAACAAAAUUAUGUAUUGCUUCUAGGUAACAGAGAUUAUUAUCGUUGACAUCGACACAAAUACAAAAGUAUAAGCCAGCAUAUCUUCUAUAUACAAUCUUGAAAUUACGAAACUAAAACACAAAAAAUAUAUUGUAAUAAUAUUACAAUUAAUUAAAUUACAUAUUUAUUUAUACAAGAUAUUGUAAUAUUAUUUACAAAAUAUAUUAAAUACAUUAAAUUUUAUUUUCUUCUAAAGUUUAUAUUUUAUUAUGUAUUAAAAUAUUUAAUAUUAAUAUUAUAAUUAUUUAUAAAUAAAUAUUUACAAAAAUGUAAUAUAAAAUUUACCUCGACAAAAUUAGUAUGUUUAGCAUCUCGUACAGUUACUACUGCGUGUACCUCCUCUAUUAGCUUUUGUUUCUCGUCAUCAUCAAAAUUCAUGUACCAUUUUGCUAAUCUCGUUUUUCCAGCUCUAUUUUGAAUCAGGAUGAAACGAAUCUGUACAUUAUUUUACAAUUUUUUUUUAGAAUUCGUUCUGAAUAAUUUUGUAAAAGUAACAAUAAUAUUCUUUACUAAUACGGCAGUAAAGAUAAAUACUUAAUAUAUUCAGUAAUUACUUGCCAUGAUUAAUCUGUCUUUAUAUGUUAAUCAAUGCUACAAUUGCUGGACUUGACAACCAACGAUCAACAAGAAUACGUGAGAUCGAGCGACAUUUGUUACCGCCCCUGUCAUCAAACCAAGAAUUAAAUCGUAUGAACAUCUAAUGAUUUAACAAGAUAAUUCAGAUAUUUCAAUGACUACUUCAAUCUAUCUCUAACAAGAUUUCAAUUAAAAUAAUAUGUAAUUGAACUUUUUCAGAAAAUGCAUGUUCUGUAAUAACUCUUUCUACUUGGAAUAUUGAAUCCAAAAACAAAAUGGCCAAUGGUGGUAAAUUUGAAUUUGAAAAGAACAAGAAUGUAAAAGGAAACGUAGAAUUAGAUUAUGAAAGCAACGAACGAAAAGAAGAUUUCGAGAUGAAUAAAGAGGAAAGAUCAAAUGAAGGAUAUACAUUUAUGGGUAGAAAACCUGAACAUGGAAGUAUACCUGAAAAUAUUUUAGAAUUUUUUUAUUCUUAUGGAUAUAAUUGUCGAAAGUAUUUUAACCUUUGUGUAGUUGAUACAAAUACUAUCGCUUUUGCUGCUGGCAAUUUAAUUCAGUUUUUCAAUGUAGAAGAAAAUAGAAUGUGGUUUAAAAUAGGUUCUGCGGGUACCGGUAUUGGGCACAUAUCAAAAAAUUCUGCCUUCAAACAUAUUGCUGUUGGAGCAAAUGGAAAGAAUCCUGUAAUAAAUAUUUUUAAUUGGCCAAAUAUGGAGCCUAUAACUGUUUUAAAAGGAGGAACAAUUAAACGUUAUUUUCAUUUAUCAUAUAGUCCAGAUGGAUUAUUAUUGGUAUCACAAGGUGGCGAACCUGAUUAUUAUAUUUCUGUUUGGAAUUGGAAAGAAUCAAAUAUUAUUUUGCAAUGUAAAUCCUAUGUUCAAGAUGUAUACAAUGUUACUUUUUCAAAAUAUAUUCCUGGUCAAUUAACAUCUAGUGGGAUAGGACAUAUUAAAUUUUGGAAAAUGUCCAAAACCUUUACUGGAUUAAAGCUUAAAGGUGAAAUUGGUAAAUUUGGAAAUACUGAAAUCUCUGAUAUUAUAGCAAUUCAUCCUAUGCCAAACGAGACUGUAGUCUCAGGUUGUGAGUGGGGUAAUAUACUUUUAUGGGAUGAAAAUUUAAUUAAAUUGGAAGCAUGUAGAAAAAAUAGAGAAACAGCACAUGUUGGUUAUAUUACACAAUUUGAAUAUAUUAACGGAGAACUUAUGUCAAUCGGAUCUGAUGGAUGGAUACGAUUUUGGUUUUAUGAAACUAUAGAUCAUGCCGAUCUUUCCGAUGAUGAACAAUUUCUUGAAAUCCAACCAAUUUAUGAAUUUCAAAUUGCGGAAGGAAAUGAGAAUGCAAUGCUUAUGAGUAUACAGAAACAGGAACCAAAUUCUGAAAAAACAAUGUGGUAUGCUCAAGAUGGAAAUGGGGGAUUGUGGCUACUUGAUCUUUGCACUAGUAAAAAAGAACAUGUGCAACAAAAAGUUUUUACGUGUCAUGCUGGUCCUAUUGUUGAUAUGGAUAUAGCAGAUUGGGGACCCUUUGUAGCAACACUUGAUAAAAAUGGCAAUUUACAUAUUUAUAAUUUCAUAGAAAAAAAAUUAAGUCUAAUUCACAAAUUUUAUGACACUAGCAGACAAGUGAUUUGGCUGCCAUGUAAGAUUGAAAAAACGGGUUCAACACUUGUAUGCGCUUUUGAAAAUGGUAUUGUUAGAAUGAUUACAGUAACAAUACAAAUAUCAAAUACUGCAUAUAAUAUAAAAAAAGAUAGUACAAAACUAAUUCAAGUUUUGAAACCACAUUCAAUGCCAAUUACUGUAAUGUCUUUAAAUACAGCUUGCAGUUUGCUAGUAACAGGUAGCAAUGAUGCUACUAUUUUUGUAUUUAAUAUUGAUACUACCAAUAAUUAUCCUACAAUUAUACCUAUUGGCUAUGUAAAACUUCCAUCAUCUAUUACUUGCAUGGCAUGGAAUCCUCAAGAAGAAGCAACUUUAUUAAUUGGAUGUUUAAAAGGAGAUUGCGUGGAAACAAAAUUGCCUACAACACCCCAGUCAUACACAACAACUUCUUAUGAACUAGUUAAAUGUAGAUCAGCAUCAUUUAAGUUUGAAUCAGUAAAGUCUGCAAUAAAAAGAGAAGCUAUAAAAAAGAAAUACGAAGAAGAAAAAGAAGAAAGACUCAAAGAAAGAAGAAAAGAAAUGGAGAAAUUAAUUGCCGAGAAUCCUCAUAUUGUAAUUGAUGAAGAAACUUUCCUUAAAGAACUUAAUGAAAAAGAAGUGAUUCUCCCAGAAAUUUAUAUUCCAGAAAUUCCAAAUAAAGUUUUAAUAGCACAAUACGGUAUUAAUGGAAACAUAUGGUUAUUCAUGGCUGGUUUUGAUGCAGGAUAUGUUUAUGAAUACCCUCGCCCAUUAUCUGAAAAACUGAAACAUAAUAAACCCAUUAGGAGUAGAAUAAUCGAACAUGCAAAAGAUAUAGAAAUACAUAAUUUUUUUAUUCAAGAAAAUAAAAAAUAUUUAUAUUUGGGAACACAAUAUGGACAGCUUUAUGUCAUUAAAUUAAAAGAAAGAGAUCCAUUAGAUUUUUCAGAUUGUUGGAUUUUACAAACACAUGAUUAUUAUACUGGACAUAUCUCUAAUAUUUUAUUAAGUUAUAAUAACAAAAUAUUGUUAACAUGUGGUCAUGAUGGAAAUAUAUUUGCUUUCAAAAUCAAUGAUGAUAUACUGUAUGAAGAACACAAAGUACCAAAGUUAGAAGAUUCUUUGUUUAUACCUAAAAGUGUUGAAGAUAUUGAAGAUACUGAUUAUCCAAAUUUAGAAGAGGUAAUUACUAAAAUAGAACAAGAUAGAAUUUUUGCAGUUGCAGAGGAGAAAAAAAAACAAACUCUUGAAAUUAUACGUGAUUUAACAGAAGAAUUUGUUAAAAUUACUACAAGGAAUAAAUAUCUCCUGUAUUCGCAACAAAUAUCACAGUUUGAACUAGAUCCGAGAAUAGUAGAAGAUUUAAAACAGCAACUGAAUGUACAUACAACUUUAACACAACGAAAGUUGGAAUUUGAAGUAGAAAAAAAUAAAUUAGAAUUACAAAAGCUUAUGAAUCAUUUUGUUACACCCAUUACUUGUGUACCUUUUGCAGUUCAUGAAUAAUACAGGAACAAAUUGAAGAAGAAAAACAUGAACCAGAAGUGCUAGAAAUACAAUAUUUCGAAGCAUUUUUGGAUACAGAUUUCACUGAUUUAUUAUCUGGAUUAAAGAUACAAAUCAAUCAAAUGUUGUCAAAGUAUAAGGAAAAAAAGGCAAGAAUGAUUGAACGGCAAAAAAAAUGGCAGAAACUACAUGAAAAAAAACCAAAUUUGGUUAAAAAUCGUUUUGAAGAUGCAAUUUUUCUUGAAAAUGCAAAACUAACUAUUGGUGAAUAUAAUUUGAAAAUGAAUUUGAAAAUGAAUGCAGACUUUAGCUUAACAAGAAGAAAGGAAACUGCAGCUAUAAAAUAUAAACAACUUAUAGAUUGUAGAAAGAAGCUUCAUCACUUGCGAGAAAAUUUUAAUAUAAAAUUAAAAAUAAUUGCAUUGAAGAAACAAAAACUGCAGAAAGAAGUUAUUAAGUUGGUAGAAGUUCUUAAAAGAAUUCACACAGAAAUUCCAUUAAAAAAUAUAAAAUCUGUACCGCAUCCACCAAAAUUGAAUUUUGAUAUUGAAUUUCCUGAACAUAAUCUUGAGCUUGAGAGAUAUAUAUCUAUAUCAGAAAAGAUGCAACAAGUAAAACGUCAGAGACAAUCAUUAAUUGUAGAUCAAUUUAUAGAUCAUUCUGAUUUAGAAUAUGAUGUAUUGUAUUGUGAUGAUAAAACAAUUCUUCAUAGAGAACAAGAAAGUCUUUAUACUCUUGUUCCUACUUCAAAAAUUAAAAUAAGGGGUCAUUUAUCUGUAAGUGACAUAAUUAGGAAUCUUAAUGUAAGUGACUCCGUUCAAACUACUUGGGAACGUGAAAUGAAACGUUCUCGAAUGUGGCGAAAGAUAUACGAACAAGAUUGUAUUUUACGAUAUAUCGAUACUGAAUACAAAAAAUUGGAAACUGAAUUAGAUGAAUUAGAAGAACAUAGAUUAAACGUAAUAUAUCAAAGUACGUAUAUAAAUUUGAAUUUGCUAACUUUAUAUGAAGAAUUUAUCAUUCUGCAAGAAUCCGAAACAAUGGAACAUGCACUUGAAGAGAAAGUUACUGACAAAUCAAAUGAAUGUAUUUCAGUGAAGUCAAAGAUGCAAGCUACAAAUAUUAAUAUUGUUACACGAGAAGAACAAAUUAAAAAAUUACAUAUAAAAAUUAAAGAUAUUACUGUUGAAUUUACAAAAGCUAUCAGUGAUAGUAAAUUUCAAAUUUUUCUUCAAAAAAUAUUUAAAAGAAAAUAUUUAGCAAUAAAAAAACAAAAUGGAUCUUUAGAUACAGUUACACAAUCAACAGAAACAACUUCUGAAGAAACAGAUGAAACAACAGAUACUGAAGCUGAGUACAUUCCAUUUGAUGAAAAUAUAUGUCCACCUGGCUGUGAUACACAAUUAUAUGAAAUGGCAUUUUCUAUGAGAGAGAAACGAUAUGCAUAUGAAUUUCAAAUCAGAGAAGAACAAAAAGAAAUAGAAUUAUUGCAGAAAGAAUUAGAUACCGAUACCAAGUACUUAAGAAUUAUUGAAAGUACUUUAAAGAAUAACGAGGAAGAGUUACAAAGUUUUAUGUUGGAUAAACAAAAAAAAUUAAAUGAAGUUAAUGUAACAGUCAUAUUGAAACUUCAUCAAUUACAGCACAUAUUAGAUUUUGGAAACACAGAGAACAUUCAAAAUUGUAUAGUUUUUAACAAAAAAGAGUUAACAAAUUUAUAUGCCAGAGUCGGAGAAUUACAAGAUGAAACACACAACUUAGAAGAAACACGCAAAAAAAAUGAGAUACAUCUGAAACGAAUAAAAAUGGAUUUGAAAUAUAUGGAAACUCAAAAUAAAAGACUGAAGGAACACAUCAAAGAAAAGAUGAUACAAAAAUUUGGUCAUAAAGUAUCUUUGAUUAAUCUUUAUGAGAUUAUUUUACAAAGAUUAGUUUAUGAUACUAAAACUGAUGUACACAAAAUUAUGAAAGAUUUUACCAAAGACAUAGAAAAUGCAAAGCGAAAUUGUAAUGAAAAAUUGAUUAUUUUAGAAAAUUUAAUUCGAAAUAAUACUAAAAAAUUAAGUUUUCUGACAAUAUUAGAGAAAGAAAAGUUCAAACUUAGAAAAAUUUUGGAGCAAGCCUUAAUUUCAGAAGAGAGUAUGUUACAAGUAGAACAUGAGCAUAAAGCUGACAUAGUCGCGCUUGAAAAUAUCCUUUAUAAUCAAAUACAGCAGAAACAUAUGUUGCAAUAUGAUAUAGAAAGCCUUAAAACUGGAUCAAAAAAAUUACCUGAGAUUUGUUUAAAUCAAAAUGUAUCAUAAAAAUGCAUAAAGAUAUAAUCUUUAGUAUUCUUAAAAAUAAAGUUUCUGAAUUGAUAAAUUUUUAACAAAAUUCGUUUCUAUCAUCUUACGAUAAAAUUAUACUUUAUUAUAUUUAUAUUUAUUAAGUUAUAUAACAUUUGUAUAAAUUAUAUUAAUAUUAUGGUCAUAUAUAAUAUAUAAAUUAUAUUAUGGUCAUCAGCAUAUUUGACUAUACAAUAAUUGUAUAAAUACCGAUUUUAGAUUAAAAUUAAAGAACAGACUUGUAUGGUCAUAAUCGAAAUAACCAUAGAGUCAAGAACGGAACAAUUCUCGAAUUUAAUA
Heterotrigona itama is the source of this 6907-nucleotide messenger RNA. NCBI's taxonomy places the organism in Eukaryota, Metazoa, Arthropoda, Insecta, Hymenoptera, Apidae. The record is from the annotation of a GenBank genome assembly.